AUGGUCACAAAAUUAAGAAAUCAAAAAAAAAAUUGGGGAGGGAGAAAGAGAAAAAUAAUUUAUAAGCAAUUUCAUAUUUCCAUGAUUUUACUCCAUACUAUAAAUUCAUUCAACAUAUUCAAUAAACUUCUUUCUUUUUCAUCACGUGUAUUAUUAACAAGAAUGGCUCCAGUUACGCGUUCUAGAUCAACCAAAGUUGUGGUGAAGACCUCAUCUGUUGAAACAGUUAUUGACAAACCAAGUGUUGCUAAACCUAAAAUCACCAAGCCUAAAUUAACAAAAUCGAAACCAAAGUUAACCAAAUCAACCCUGGAUUUAGAAAGCUUAUUGACACAUAUAAAAAUACCUGAUGAUCUUAAACUCCCACAGAAAUAUAUAGAUAAUCACUCAGAAGAGUUUAUUAAAGGAAUUGAACACGUCUUGAAAAUUGAUCCUUCUUUAUAUCCCGUGGUUGUACAUCAAGAUUUUACAAGAUUUGGCAGUGCAAUAACUGAAAAGAAACACAAUGAAGAGAAUAAAAUUCAUACUUAUUGGUACUCAUUGAUUAGAUCAGUUAUUGGACAACAAGUCAGUGGUGCCGCUGCUAAAUCCAUACAGACGCGUUUCGAAGGGUUAUUCAACGGUGAUGUACCAACUCCUGGUAAAACAUUGGAGUUUUCUGCCGAGGACUUGAGAGCAGUUGGAUUAUCUAAUAUGAAAGUCAAGUAUGUUCAAAGUAUUAGUGAAGCGUUUAAUGAUCCGAAUAAUCAUUUAACUCAUUUGGAAUUCUAUGAAAAAUCCCCAUUGAAUGAAAUAUUAGUUGAAUUGUGUAAAUUGAAAGGAAUUGGAAUGUGGUCAGCUAAAAUGUUUGCAAUUUUUACAUUGGAAGAAAUGGAUGUAUUUGCUGAAGAUGAUUUAGGUAUUGCUCGGGGCAUGGCAAGAUAUUUGAAUAAACGACCAGAUUUGUUAAAAAAAAUUAAACUUGAUAGUGCCAAUGAUGAUGAGACACAGUUGUUGUUAAAGAAGAAACUGAAGUUUUUCAACAAGAGUGAUUCGAAAAGAACUUGGACUCCAAUUCAUGAUGGAUAUGUUAAAUAUGCUGCUAGACCAUUCGAACCAUAUAGAACGGUUUUAAUGAUGAUUUUAUGGAGAUUAAGUUCCACCAAUAUUGAAGUAUUGGAGAAAUUAGAUGAAUAG
Molecule: messenger RNA, 1176 nt
Organism: Candida tropicalis MYA-3404
Lineage: Eukaryota; Fungi; Ascomycota; Pichiomycetes; Serinales; Debaryomycetaceae
Product: DNA-3-methyladenine glycosylase II
Exons: 1
Coding region: 1-1176 (391 amino acids)
Biological process (GO): base-excision repair; base-excision repair, AP site formation; DNA alkylation repair
Cellular component (GO): nucleus; protein-DNA complex
Molecular function (GO): DNA-3-methyladenine glycosylase activity; alkylated DNA binding; DNA-7-methylguanine glycosylase activity
Source: RefSeq, a predicted model, not a curated record